This is a messenger RNA of Vitrella brassicaformis, 1273 nucleotides long. The record is from the annotation of a GenBank genome assembly. Lineage: Eukaryota; Vitrellaceae.
GUUGUUGACAAAGCCAAAACGCUGCGGCAGACCCUCUGCAACACUGAUAUCUCUGCCCGCAAGUUAGUUCGCCUGUCCGAGCGAAUUGCUGACUCCGGGAUAUCCUUCAGUCCUGACCCCCGCAUCCGCGAGGCCGAAGAUCCGUCAGGAUGUCAGGCCCGGGUGUGCCAGUGAGCCCUCCACCAGCAGCACCGCCAGUCAAGCGCAAGAAGCCGACAGGCCGGGUUGUCGACCGCACAGAAACAGAUGACCUCGAUGAAGACCGUAAGCACAGCACAAGAGAGGAUGACAGGCGAGAGGUGACGAGAUCUUGCUUGCCUUGCCUCUGGUCUGUGUUGCUGUUGCCUGCCACCUGUGUGUCAGUCGCUUUGAUGCUGCGAGGCUAUGGGUGCGUGGAGGAGGCUGUGCCUGCGGAACCGGUCUUGGCUCUGCGACAGAUAGCCGUGCAGUUCAUGGAACAGCUGGUAAGGAGGAGAGACCAGUCUGCCAUGGUGGGUGCCGUGCCCGCUUGACUCGUGCCGCUCGCUUCCUGUGUGCUUCCAGACGGCCAAGUGUGAGCGGCUGGCCAUCCACCUCAAUGACCGCAGCGUCACCCCUGCCCACCUCUCCCACAUACUGCGCACCGACCCACCCAAGCGCAAGCGAGCCGCCGACCUCUCAGCCACCAUGCGAGACCUCUACCAGGUCGGGCAGAUGAGCGACCUCGCCGUCCCCGCCCCGCCACCAAGAGCAUUUCGCCGUCAGUUCGCGUCGUUCAUGCCGCCUCCGCCGAAGAAUGAGAAGAAGCAGAGACCCAAGCCGAAGAAGAGACCCCCCGGACCCCCCAGACCUCCCGGGCCGCCUGGACCACCCCUUCCGAGGCCGCCAGGGACCAUGGAAGUGUUGGGCGGUUUCUGACGCUGGGGCGUUCUGGGCGUGCGUGCGGUGGGAUGGCGGUUCUUGUUAUGCGAUGAUUGGGGGUUUGUGAAUAGCUAGAGAGGUUCUGGUUUUUCCUGUAGCUUGGCGCUGCCUUGUUCCGUGCUUGCUCCUCCCCCUGGCCGACAUGUGGAUUCGAAUGUCCGUAGUGUGACGUUCGUGUCGUCGUGUCGGUGAGGGCGGAUGAGGCAAUGCAUCAACACAGCACAGACAGCGCAGCAUGAGGUGUGCCAUGCCAUGUUCCUGCUUUGAUAGGAUGGAUUGAUCUGCAUGCGGACAGCCAGUAAUGUCUCGUAUGUCCCCUUGCGCACUACGUAUCAGCAUAAAGCCCACCCACCCUAUCUACCCAUACCAUUCA